Klebsormidium nitens is the source of this 621-nucleotide messenger RNA. The record is from the annotation of a GenBank genome assembly. Lineage: Eukaryota; Viridiplantae; Streptophyta; Klebsormidiophyceae; Klebsormidiales; Klebsormidiaceae.
AUGCACGUGUUCGCCGGGCGGAGGGAAGGAACCACCUACAUCUCGGAGAUCGGUCUGCUGGUGGACUCCGACGAGAUCUUCGUUUCCGCCAAGUCCGCGGAUUCCGCCGCCUGGAAGGACUUCCACGGAAUGGUCCUCGUGAACGGGAUCGAGCUCCCGCUCUCUGACGUCAGCAUGGCGCUCGCGAACGGGCUCACGAUCACACGUGGCAAGACGAGCGUCAGGGUUGCUAAGGCGGGCGUCCUUGACGUCACCAUGGAUAUUGCGCGCGCGUCUUUCUGGGAGAACGGCCCAGGCCAGAACUUCAUCAACUUUAAGGUGACGUCACUCAACGUCAGCCCCGCCGUCCACGGAGUGCUCGGGCAGACGUACCGGGAGGAUGAGCGGACGUACAAGAAGCUCGCCCACGGAACGGAAUUCAAGAAGCUGCGGAACAACGGAAUGCCGUAUUACGUCGAUGGCGAGGAGUCGGACUACCUGUCAUCAGGUAUCAUGGCUGCGGACUGCAAUUUCGCCCGGUUCGCUCCUCAGGGGCCCAAGGCUUCGACCGGGGCAAGAAAGAUGCUGUCAUCCGAGGAGGCGACACUCACGGUUAAGGGCUCUGGUUUCGGUGACUUCUAG